AUGGCAGGGGAGGAUGGAUCUAAGUGCCCAGUUGACCAUAACUCGGGUAUAAGUUGGAAGAGUUUUUUAUGGAAGGAGAAGCCGAUUUGUAACGUUGAUGAAUCACUCAAAUCCAGCAUAGCAAGUCCUCAGGAUAGUCAACCCAAAUGCCCCGUAGAUCAUAAUGCUAGGGCAGCAUGGGCUAGCAAGGUUUCCGUUACCCCGGUUCUCUCUGAAGGUAUAGAGGAAGAAUGCAACUCAGACAGAAUUGAAAAGAGUUCAUACCCAAGUCACUCUGAUGUUAAUCUCCCUACAGAUCGAGAUGUCAGCUCCAUACCAAGGACUUCAUCCGGUUCUAAUUGGGUUUAUCCUUCUCAAAAGCAAUUUUUUGAGGCUAUGAAACGCAAAAAUUGGGAUCCAGAAGCUCGAGACAUGAAAACAAUUGUCCCUAUCCAUAAUGCUGUUAAUGAAAUGGCAUGGCACCAGAUCUUAAGAUGGGAGAGGGGUAAUUACGAAGAUGCAAUGAAGAAAUGUGGAGGAAUAAAGCUCACUAGUUUUAAAGGGGAUUCGAAAAAACUUACACCAAGAGCGUGGUUCAAAUCAACAUUACUCGGCUAUGAUAAACCAUUUGAUAGGCAUGACUGGAAGAUCGAUCGCUGUGGUGUUGAGAUUGAUUACGUUAUAGAUUUUUACGGAGGCAGCGAUCAAAGACCAGUUCAUUUGGACGUGAGACCAAAGAUUAAUUCUUGGGAAGGAUUGAAAUUGAGAUUAGAAACUGCCGUUGGAUUUUAA
Messenger RNA from Priceomyces carsonii, 771 nucleotides. It is a transcript of the gene CYT2, whose product is annotated as cytochrome c1 heme lyase. Gene Ontology annotation, molecular function: holocytochrome-c synthase activity. Gene Ontology annotation, biological process: cytochrome c-heme linkage. Gene Ontology annotation, cellular component: mitochondrion. The transcript has a single exon. The coding region runs from base 1 to 771 and encodes 256 amino acids. The record is from RefSeq and is a predicted model, not a curated record. NCBI's taxonomy places the organism in Eukaryota, Fungi, Ascomycota, Pichiomycetes, Serinales, Debaryomycetaceae.